GACAUUUAAUGUUGAAGCACCAUGCCAGACUGUAGAAGAUUUAACAAAUGGAGUUGUAAUGGCUCAAGUACUUCAAAAGAUAGAUCCAAUAUAUUUCGAUGAAAAUUGGUUAAAUAGAAUAAAAAGAGAAGUAGGAGAUAAUUGGAGAUUGAAGGUGAGCAAUCUGAAGAAAAUUUUAAAAGGAAUUUUGGAUUACAACCAUGAAAUUUUGGGGCAGCAGAUUAAUGAUUUUAUCCUUCCUGAUGUUAACUUGAUUGGGGAGCACUCAGAUGCAGCCGAGCUUGGGCGAAUGCUUCAGCUUAUUUUGGGCUGUGCUGUAAAUUGUGAACAAAAACAAGAGUAUAUUCAGACCAUCAUGAUGAUGGAGGAGUCUGUUCAACAUGUGGUCAUGACAGCCAUUCAGGAGUUGAUGAGCAAAGAAUCUCCAGUCUCUGCCGGAAAUGACGGUUAUGUUGAUCUUGACCGUCAGUUGAAGAAAACAACGGAAGAAUUAAAUGAAGCCUUAGCAACCAAAGAAGAAAUUGCUCAGAGAUGCCAUGAACUGGAUAUGCAAGUUGCUGCAUUGCAGGAAGAGAAAAGUAGUUUGCUAGUAGAGAACCAGGUCUUAAUGGAACGCUUAAAUCAGUCUGAUUCCAUAGAAGAUCCAAACAGUCCAGCAGGACGUAGACAUCUGCAGCUCCAGACACAAUUAGAACAGCUCCAAGAGGAAACCUUCAGAUUAGAAGCAGCAAAGGAUGAUUAUAGAAUUCGUUGUGAAGAGUUAGAAAAGGAAAUUGCAGAAUUGCGGCAACAAAAUGAAGAAUUAACAAAUCUGGCUGAAGAAGCUCAGUCUCUGAAGGAUGAGAUAGAUAUAUUAAGGCACUCCUCUGACAAAGUAGCCAAGUUGGAAACCCAAGUAGAAUCAUACAAAAAGAAGCUAGAAGAUCUUGGGGAUCUACGGAGGCAAGUAAAACUCUUGGAAGAGAAAAACACAAUGUACAUGCAAAACACAGUGAGCUUGGAAGAAGAACUGAGGAAAGCCAAUGCAGCUCGCAGCCAGUUGGAAACAUAUAAGAGGCAGGUAGUUGAACUCCAAAACAGAUUGUCUGAAGAAUCCAAGAAAGCAGACAAAUUAGAAUUUGAGUACAAGAUGCUGAAAGAAAAAGUAGAUAGUCUCCAAAAGGAAAAAGAUCGGCUAAGGACAGAGAGAGAUUCUCUAAAGGAAACCAUUGAAGAGAUUCAUUGUAUAAAAGCACAGGAGGGACAACGAAAUACUUCAGGAUUAUUACAACUGGAAGGUCAGGAAUCUUCUGACAGUUUAGCAGCAGAAAUUAUUACUCCAGAAAUAAAGGAAAUACUUCUUCGCCUUCAACUUGAAAACAGAAUGCUAAAAGUUAAACAGGAAGGGUCUGACAAUGAGAAGAUUGCUUUGCUCCAGAGUCUCUUGGAUGAUGCCAAUCUCAGAAAGAACGAACUAGAAACGGAGAACAGGCUUGUAAAUCAGAGAUUGCUUGAAGUACAAUCCCAGGUUGAAGAAUUACAGAAAUCUUUACAGGAGCAAGGUUCAAAAGCUGAAGAUUCAGUCAUUCUGAAAAAGAAACUUGAUGAACAUCUUGAAAAGCUGCAUGAAGCUAAUAAUGAGCUUCAGAAGAAACGGGCAAUCAUUGAAGAUUUAGAACCUCGUUACAACAAUAGUUCACUCAAAAUAGAAGAAUUGCAAGAAGCUUUGUGUAAAAAAGAAGAAGAAAUGAAGCAAAUGGAAGAACGAUACAAAAAAUAUUUGGAAAAGGCUAAAAGUGUCAUCCGUACUUUAGAUCCCAAACAGAACCAAGGUUCAGCACCUGAAAUUCAAGCAUUGAAGAAUCAACUGCAGGAACGUGAGAGGAUGUUCCAUUCUUUGGAGAAAGAAUAUGAAAAGACAAAGAGUCAAAGAGAUAUGGAGGAGAGAUACAUCGUCAGUGCCUGGUACAAUAUGGGGAUGACACUUCAUAAAAAAGCAGUAGAAGACAGACUUGCUAGUACUGGUUCAGGACAAUCCUUCCUAGCUAGACAAAGGCAGGCCACCAGCACAAGAAGAGCUUAUUCAGGCCAUGUCCAACCAGCCACAGCAAGGUAGAGAGAGACCUUGCCUUGCCUUUUGAAUGGAAGCCAUCCUGGAAUCGAGACUUACUUCUGUUAUAAGUGACAGUAGUUCAGGAAAACUUAGCCAGCAUUCUUUCAGUAUUGUUGUCUCUUCAUGUCUCAUGUCCAGAAGAGAACUUUUUUUUAAAACUUUCUGAUUUCUUCUUUUCUGGAGUCUUCCUUUUGCCUUUUAAUGUGCCAAAAUGUUGAAAAACAACUAAUGGAGUGUAUUAAUGGAAUUUUCCCAUUCCCUUUUUCACAUGCAAUUGUCAUCUCUUAACAAAAAUCCAAUAAUGGAUGAAAACAAAUUUAACAUGUCCUGUUGGUAAAUGGUAUUGCAUUCUUUCCAAGGCUACCAGUGUCUUGAAAGAUAUAUGCUUCUUUUCUUUUUCACACUAGUUUGAUCUGUUUGAAAUGGGUAAUGUAAUUUGCAACAGUGCUACAUAGAAAGAUGUGAAACAUUACUUGCAAAGAUAGACAGACAUGCUGGUAGAAGUUGCAAGAACCUGGUGAGACGAAUUCAUGAAAUUAUCUUAUGCUGCUGUUACUUUGUUUCUUUUGGCUUUAUCUGGUUGAUUGUUUAAAUGCCAUUAAUGACUGCUGCUUUAAAAAAUUUCCCUCCAUUACUGAGGAGUGUUUUUGAUAGGUCAGUAAGAAGGAUAAAUCCAUUUGCCAUUGGCACUGAAGUCUUCAGGUAGUCAAGAUAAUUCUGAUAUGUAAACAUGCUAACCUUUUGUGCAAAGUGGUAUUUCAUGCCUGUGCAGUUACGAAUCUGUCAGAAGCAAGGCUAGUAUUUCUCUGAUCCUGCAAGUUGUGAAUUCUAGAUGUUGAGCUAUCACACGCUUCUCAAAUUAAUGUUUGGGAUUAACUCAAGUUAAAUAGUUCCAUACGGACAGAGGUUUUGUUAAAGACAUAGUAGAGAGAUUCUUUUGCUUUAUGUUUUUCUAAAUAUAGCUUAUGUUGACUUCUUAAGAAUGUUUCAAGAGCCUUGCCUUUUGGGUCAAAGGUAAGGCAAGAACCUGUUUUUCACUUUGGAAUGAAUGGAUCUGGAUUUUAAACACCAUAUUUAUUUAGGUAUGGAUAUUGUUCCCCUCAUUUUUGUUAGUACAUUUGUACAGUGCACAAUAAUUUUCUUAAUUAAAAACGCUUGUUUUUAUUCAUCACCAUCUCAGCACGUGAAAGGAGUUUUUAAAAUCCACUCAUGUAAAGAAAAGUGAUAAAAAUAAAACAUGAUGCCAUUGGUCCUUCUGUAGUAUGGUUCUAAUAUUUGGUAAAGUAGGCCAGAUGUUAUUCCAUCUGCAGAAAAAUCAUUUAAAAAUCAAUUCCCUUGGUAAAUUGGUAGGUGUUUACAUGUGCACCUAUAAGCAAAAUUUAUUAGGUAGUCAUCAUGUCCUUUUGUGCUGAUGGAUUGAUUAUGAAAUGGUAUACUGCAUGCAAAAAAUCAAAUUUUAAUGUUGAACAAACCUGUUUUGGUAAAGCCUGUACUUGCUCUUUCAAGAGUUGACUUGUUCAAGUUAUAUAGAAGGUCUAACAUUCUUAAUUGGCUAAUUCUGUGUUUUUGUAUGCAAAAGUAGAGCAAAACCCAUGUCUGAGAUGUUUUUUCUGCUAACUAUUAUGGUAAUCUGAUGAAACCUGAUUAUUUAGUCUUGCCUGAAAGAAACUUGAAUGUAGUUUUCAUUUCACAGUCAGAUCUACUUUCUCUUCUUUUUCAACUUUCAGUCUCUUUACUAGCUCUCCUUUCUGACUAGUUUUUAUUGAGGUUUUUAAUCAACUUUAUUUCAUCUUUUUAUCAUUCUUCUGUGUUCUUCACCUUUCAUCAAAACAUCUUGUUUUUAUUUCCCUAGUCUGGCUGGUUCACUUCAUACUUACACAGAAGUGAGAGGUAUGCCUGUUACGAAGUCUAAGUUUUGAAAUGUCAGGGCUUUGUAAUUUAAAUAUUGCAUUGAUUUUGAUGUCCAGAGAAUAGAGCAUGCGUUUUUUGUAAGUUAAAAAAUGAAAGGCAAAUAUCAAGAAAUCCAAAGAAAAUUAGUUGCCGGUAUUUCCUAUUGAAACAAUUGCAGCUAAAUAAGUAUCCUUAAUUUCCGGAGGCGUCAGAUAUGGCUGACUUCGUUGAAUUCAGGAUCAGUGUGACCUGUUGCCAUACGCAGGCUUUCUGGUGAAGAUAAUUUAAAGAAAAAAAUCACGUAGGACCUUCAAACUACUCUACACAUUUAUUUUUUAUUGGAAACAUUUCUUAUACUACUUCCCAUUUGCAACAUCAAAGUGGUUUUUAAAAAGGGUUUCAAAAAAUCUCUGAUAGAGUUGUGUUAAAGGUUGGAUGCUAUUUUGUUACACCACUGUAAAAAACUUUAUCAUUAGGCUUUUUUUUUUUUUCAUAGGUUUUUUUUCUUUCAUGUUUGUAUGUCUCCUAAACAGGACAUGGGUAAAUAUAACUGUUUGUUGUAUUUUUUUCCUAUUAAUUAUGAUCUUUAAUGUAUUAAAUAUCAGUUACAACUUAAUUCCAAUUAGAUAUUAGAAACUUAAGGAAAUAUGGGAAAUGAAUGCUGGUAACUUGCUAGCACGCCAAAUAUUUAAUAUUUCCUGUUGCAUUCUUGAAUGUAUCUUUAGGAUAGGCUUAUCAGGUUGAGAAAAACCCUCUCUACUCUAGCCAUUAAAAUACAUUGGAGGGACAUAUUUUAUUUUGCAUUGGGUUAUGAGCACAAUGAACAUUGGCCAUAUUUCUGGGGAAGUAAUGUCUGAUAUGAAUUCUUUACCAUACAAUUCAGCUGAAUUUACAUGGGUGGAAAUAUGCUGCUGCUUCGUUAUGAAAAGCAUUGACAAGUAAAUGGGUUACUCAGCUCCAUUAUUCUUGUUUUACAGAUGGGAGGCAUUGCUUCUUAGCUAGGAGACUCUCUUUCAACCUGAUUUUGCAUAAAUGUUACAGAAGUCUUUAUCCUGUAAUGAGCUUCAGGCCAUCUACGUGGUAGUCUUGGCCUCCUCUGCAGCUGGUGAUGUCUAAAGCUGCCUUUCUGGCUAGAAGUCUAAUUAAACUUUCAGUUUUGGAUUCUGAAAGUCCAAAGUUGGAAUAUAAUUCAAGAUGAACUAUUUUUGUGUAUGAAAAUAUACCCAAUUAGUUCAGCAUUAUUUUUUUUCUCAAGUAAUUGCUCAGUUUGAGCUGGAUUUUCAGAAGACAUUUAUUUGGGCAAUUAGAAAACCGAGUGCGAUCAGGGAAAAGCAGAUUUGUUAACAUCAAGCCUAUCGGAGGCACAACAUGAGAGAAGCUGUAUAAAGUUUUUGUGCAAAGCGGUUUAACUAUUUCUAAUGUUCUACUGUUUUAAAUUAUUUUUGACAUAUUAAAAAGCCAGGUAUUAUAUGCUGACAGACUUUGGUAAAGUCACCUCUAUAAUAGCCUGUGAGCUCAUAUAUGCAACCAGGCAGGGAAGUACAGUACUAGAUAGAAUUUCCUUUCUUUCUGUCUUUUGAUAUACUGUCUAAUACAGAUAUGCCCAAAUGGUCAGAGUCUUGUGGAUUUUUUGAGGGGAAAUAAAUUCUGUAGACUCAUUUUGCAAAGAUAUCCUCACAUCUUGAUGUAUUCACUGGUAUUAUUAAUUUAUAUUUCCUCAUCUAAAGCCAGCUAUUUAGUAAUGAUCCUCCCAAAACUUGUAUUUGCUAAAUUGCUUAGAAAAUAAGGGCUGUUCCAUACAUUCCUUGCCUUUUUUUUCCCCCAGUCUGGCCUAAGUUAGCUGAAUUUUUCAUUAGUUCAUAUCAAAUAGCAUAUCAUUUCUGGGCAUCUGUUUUUUGAAGAGUGGAGUUGAUUUGCAAAGAGAAUUAAUUAUCUGGAGACAUAACCACAUCAUCUCCCACUUUCCCACCUAGCAAGACACUGAAGCUCUAGGAAAAAAAAGAUGUUGGGUAGAUGGCCAAGCUCCUUUACCACACAAUAUGUUAGCGUUCAUUGGCACUGCUAUUCACACACUUCCGUUCUUCCUGUUAACAGUAUUAACAUACAAACCUCUUGCAAUAUACACAUUUAAACUUAAGUAUGUUUUAUAAAUGCACCUUUAUUUACUAGUAUGAUUUUAAAAGUGCACUAAUGUUCAGUACUAUAUAUACCAGAAGAUUUUUUUUGUUGUUGUUGGAGAAAAUGGAUAGGAAGGGUUGCCUGUUCCCUUCCAGCUUUUAAUUUAAAACUCAAGCCUUGACCCUCAAUAUAUGCAAUAUUGUAUGUACUGAGGCUGCAUACUGUCUUAAGACAUAUACAUCCUUUAUUUUUAUGCAUCUUCCUCAGCAGACUUGUACCCUUCCUUUUUUUCUGUCCGUUUAUACAUGCACAAGCAGCUCUGGAAAGGAAUGUAGAGAGCAGGAACAUUAAAAAAAAAGGUGUGCCUUUCCUGCAUUUCAGUGUUAUAUGAGAGAACUUUCUUUGAUUGUUCUUUGGGUUGACUGUAUUUAUCUUGAGAUCUCUGUCCUUCAUCUGUGUUAACUUCCCUUUGGAUUGCACUAACGUGUCUUUCUUUUUGUUAUGAAAUAUUGCUGUUAUUCAUGUAGACUAUGUUGACAGUCGGAAUGCAUUGUGCUGCCUUUAAAAAAUUUAAAGCUGCUUUUUCACAUUCUUGUAAGUAUCUGCUUGUUCUGCUGUAGAUUUCACUUUAUAUUGAGGCAGAUGUAGGAAAUGUGGCACUAUAGGAGAAAAACUGAGGGAAUAUUGUUUAGUGAUUAUGUUUGUAUCACUGCUGUUAAGUUUACCAUCUCACCGGUGGAGAUGAAGCUUUUUAAAGAGUUGGUCAGUUUUAUGGGAGAAUCGCUUUGAGGAGAUGGAAGGUAGUAAGUCAGCCUCACUCCCGUUAAGCCUCAUAACAGGAGCAACUGCAUCUGUAAUAUGUUUACAAUUUGAUCAACAUCAUGGUUUUCAAUUGAAGUUAUUUGGGAGGUAGGAUUUGUCCUUGAGUCCCCCAGCUGCUGGCUUCUAUUUUUAAGCCAUAAGAAAUUAUCUGCCUACAUAUUCAAGUGAAUAUGAAGGAGGGCUUAGUAUUGAGGGUUUAAAUAGGAGACUGUUUCUGUUGUGAAACUUGAUAUGGUCCUUCCAGCCGCAGGGGGAAAGGUAUAGAGAUGCAAAACAUAGAAUGGGGGGCUUGGAAUAUGGGUGAAGAGAGAUCACUGGCAGUUCCAGUCACUUGCCAUUUUAGAUUAAUUGAUUGUGUCCUAGAUUGUCAUUCAGGGUCAUAGAUAAGGAGGAGUAAAACCAGUUCUGAGUAGUAUGGGUAGCUCUGGCUAGCCCUAUUUACCAGCCAGACUGGGGCAAAAUUUAAUACCCCAUCGUGGCUCAACAGUAAGGGGCCGGUGUGGGAAAGUGAGGCCAAACUGGAGUGUUUGUCCUCCUGCAACUUCAGACUGUAAAGUGGAGUCAGUUCAUGGUUGUGUUGAUUCAUUUGGGGGGCUGUAACUGACAGCACUUAAGAUUUUUCUUCCAGAGAAAGUUUACUGCUGGAAUAACUGAGUUGUUGCAGGUACAUAGACGAUACUAGGAAAAGAUGCUUGGCUGGACCUGGCGGUUGAGUAGUCAGUUCUGGAAAUUUGGCUUUCAACAUUGUCAGUCUUCUGCGUUGUUUUGGUAGUAGUGCCAUCAAAAUGAGAUCACCAUUGUCUCACAAUAGAGUGGCCUUCCUUAUUCAGAUACCCACCAAAUUACAAAACAAUAUAUCCUGCUAUCUUGGCUCCCCUGCAUAUUCUUGUCUGUCCUGUAUUAGCUCCUUGGAAGGACGUGCUUUAUAGUUGUUUGGUGAGUUGCUUGGUGUUUUGGCCUGAUCUUAAAAUACAUGCUUGGGGUUGGGAGCUUUUUUGUAUCAUGCCUACAUUUUUAUUUUUUUCCUCUUACAAAACCAUUUAGACCCCCAGAUAAGGGAAAAUAAUAUAAAUUUUGCUUUUAACCUCCAUUAGGCAACGUUGCCUGUCUGCUUACAAUGAUUUGGACUUUCUUUAGCAUUAGUAUCAUGAUGCAGCUGCCACUUUCUGAGAUCCUAAGCAUGUGUUCAACCUAUCCGUGACUGUAUAUUUCAAUAACAACUUGUUUGACUGUCCUGAGCUACCAAAAUUACUUGUUUGUCACAUUGCCAAUGAUAUGUAUUUUUUUCUGUAAGAAUAAAUUUCCAGGAUUACUAGAUAUUAAUUUCCCCAAACUAUGAUUUCUUACCAUACUGCCAUUGUAGUGAUUUUAAAACCUAUCUGUAUAUAGAUAAACAAGAUAAUAAUGGUUAUCAGUUCAUAUAUCUUUUGUGGGGGAGGAAAUCAGGACGUUUCCCCUUGGUCCGGAACAUGCUUCCAAGGCUACAAAACCAGUGUACAGUUGUUAAACAAGUUGUAAAUAAAGGCUUCUAUAAAAUG
Messenger RNA from Python bivittatus (Burmese python), 8460 nucleotides. NCBI's taxonomy places the organism in Eukaryota, Metazoa, Chordata, Lepidosauria, Squamata, Pythonidae. The record is from RefSeq and is a predicted model, not a curated record.